This is a messenger RNA of Dendrobium catenatum, 1358 nucleotides long. RefSeq lists its product as uncharacterized. The transcript has 2 exons. The record is from RefSeq and is a predicted model, not a curated record. Lineage: Eukaryota; Viridiplantae; Streptophyta; Magnoliopsida; Asparagales; Orchidaceae. Bases 62 to 802 code for a protein of 246 amino acids.
CGCGAUCCAUUGAAGUACCAGGAAACCAAAACCCCAAUUUCCAAAUCCUAUACAGAAGAAAAUGGACGAUGUACUUACGGAGCUUCCACCACCAUCGAGAUUCUUCGAAGAAGACCUCGACAACUUCGCAACCCCACCACCUUCCCUUCCUCCUCCAGUCCUCCGCCUAAACCCUAAUCCCCCUACCCUCCGCCCUUCCAUCCUCAUAAUCGCCAUCUCCGCCCCUUCUCUUGCCCUUCUCCGCCGCAUCGCCCAUAAAACAAGAAUCGGAAGCCUAAUCCUCCCAGAAACCAAUAUUUCCUCCAAAUCGUGCAACAUCUACUCCAUCGAUCGGCAACCUUCUCCCGCCAUCAUUGCCGCCCUUAACCACAAGGUCUCCUACGAGAGGUCUCGCGCCGUCGCGAAGGCGCUGCUGGAUGAGAUCCGCGGAGAGAGAGUCCUGAUCUUGGAUUCGAUCAAGGUGGAGAGUUACAGGAGCCGGUUGUUGACGGAUGAAGCGGUGGGUUUCAAGCUGGAAACAUCGUCGGAGAGGCUAGGAGAUGAUCGUUUGAUUCGGGAUUGGGAGUACUUGCCUUCGGGGAGCGUGAUGGCGGGCCUUGGGGCGGCGAUGCUUGUGGAGUGUCAGAUGAGAGGUUGGAAGGCGACGAUGUGCGCGACAUGGCCGGAGGACGAGUGGUCUGCUGCGGUGAUGAAGCUGAGGGAUGUGAUGAGGGAUUUGGGAUUUGACUUGGAUGGAGAUGAGAGCGGGGACGAUGAUGAAAUUAAGGUUUCUUCCCGGUUCUGCUCCGAACUGUACGUUUGAGUUUAUAGCUUUGUUGGAGCUUUCUGAUUGGCGCCUUUUAUAGUAUUAUCUGGAGAGCGACAAAACUUCACUGGAAUAUCCUGAAUCAUCUUAGCUUCUUGUUUGACAGUAUGGCUGACAAUUACUCUGACCAAUUUUUGAAUGAUCGUUCGGCUCAUCAACUCCUAUCUUUCAGCUUUUUAGCAACUAAUGAGCUCUCGGCUGUCGAUGAACCAUUUUGUGGAGAAAUUAAUACAUGGGAAUUGCAGCAAAUCAGAUCUAGCAUUUCUAUCUCGAUGAUUAUUGCUGAUAGCCAAACACGUAUGUUGCCUGCACCUAAUAGUUUUUCCAAUAUCGUUUUUUAGUAGAUUUAGGUUUGUUUCUUCAUUUGGUGGAUCAAUCUUUUUAUAUUAAUCAAAUGUGGGUGCUUUAAACGUUGUGGGCGGAGAAGAAGGUGCAAUGGUGGAUUGCACGGCUUAUGUUGCUAGCACUAUGGGUGAAGGCUUGAUGUGAGUUUAAGAUCCGUUUGAGAUUACUGUAAUUUUUAUAAAGAUGAUUGUAAUGCUAUUGAAAGAAA